Juglans microcarpa x Juglans regia is the source of this 1357-nucleotide messenger RNA. RefSeq names its product 1-aminocyclopropane-1-carboxylate oxidase homolog 4-like. Bases 86 to 1168 code for a protein of 360 amino acids. The record is from RefSeq and is a predicted model, not a curated record. The transcript is spliced from 3 exons. Lineage: Eukaryota; Viridiplantae; Streptophyta; Magnoliopsida; Fagales; Juglandaceae.
UGCGCUGCAUUCUUUUCUUACACGCGACUGACUGCAGAGAGAGAGAGAGAGAGAGAGAGAGAGAGAGAAUUCAACCACGGCUACCAUGGCGACGACCAUUGAUGCAGAAUACGACAGAGCAACGGAGGUCAAGAAGUUCGACGAUGCCAAGAUCGGAGUCAAAGGCCUUGUCGACUGCGGCAUCACCACCAUUCCCCGCUUCUUUGUUCACCCAUCCGAGAUCCUUUCCGACCUCAAACCCGGCUCCGGAACCCAACCUGGACCUGAAGACAUCCCCGCCAUAGACCUUUCCGAUCAUCGACGAUCCACUGUUGUUGAAAAUAUCAGACGCGCUGCCUCCACUUUCGGAUUCUUCCAGGUAAUCAACCACGGCGUCCCGUUGGGAGUUCUGGACCGUACGAUGGCAUCCAUCAAGGGGUUCUACGAGCAACCAACGGAGAUAAAAGCGCGGGUCUACCGUAGAGAGAUAGGCACCGGAGUAUCUUACAUGUCCAACGUCGACUUGUACCAUUCCAAAGCCGCCAGUUGGAGGGACACUAUCCAGAUAAGAGUAGGUCCCAGAAUGGUGGAUCCCGAGGAAAUUCCAGAGAUAUGUAGAAAGGAGGUGAUCGAGUGGGACCGAGAGAUCAAACGGCUUGGAGAGGUUCUGAUGGGUCUGCUGUGUGAAGGGCUGGGAGUGGACACCGGGAGGUUGAAGGACAUGACAUGUUUGGAAGGGAGAGUGAUGGUUGGCCACUACUAUCCUUACUGCCCACAGCCUGAUCUGACGGUUGGGCUUGCUUAUCACACCGAUCCUGGGGUUUUGACGGUGGUGCAGCAGGACCAUGUUGGUGGAUUGCAGGUCAAAUAUGGUGGGUCUUGGGUCGAUGUUAAGCCUAUCCCCGGAGCUCUUGUUAUUAACGUUGGGGACUUGCUUCAGAUUAUAUCAAAUGAAGAAUACAAAAGUGCAGAGCAUAGAGUGUUGGCCAACCCAUCCCAUGAGGCACGAGCCUCAAUUGCAGUUUUCUUCAACCCAAGCAAUAGAGACGACCAGUAUGGACCCCUGCCGGAGUUGAUAUCACCAGAGAAACCAGCUCUUUACCGGCCAUUCACAUUAACGGACUUCAUGACGAGGUUCUUCAAAAAGGAGUUGGAUGGCAAAUCUUUGACAAAUUAUUAUAAGCUGUAAAACACUGAUUAAACAUCUGUACAAGGUGAAUUUCAGCUCUGUAAGUUAAAUUCAACAUUGUUACAAUGUUAAAUUCAAAAUAUGUGAUAUUUGUAAACUUGUGAAUGGCAUGAGAAUUGAGAAAGAGCUUAACCAAAGGCACACAGGGCAUGUAUAUAUUUGGUGUAUCAACUGAAAUCUUGUGACUUA